AUGGACACUCUCCAGAGCCUCCCCACCUCCUUCCCCGAGCUAUACGCGGUGAGCGACAGCAUCAAGGUCGUCGAGGUCGCCAACAAGUACAACCCGCCUGAUGGAACACCCAUCACCCGUAUUCCCGAGUACACCAUUCCUGGGGAGGGUGGCGCGUACCACUGCUCAAAGGUCGAGACAGCUUGGACGCAGGGCUUCUUCCCCGGCCUACUGUGGCUCAUGCUGGAACGCCGCCGCCUCCUUCCAGCUUCAGUUGACAGCUCCUAUUCCGAGGAUGACAUUGCGCACCUCGCCCGUAGGUAUCAAGAGAGUUUUCGUCACAAGGCGAACCCAGCGAUCAACCACGACCAGGGGUUCCGGUUCCAACUCAGUUUUGGACGGGACAUGGACCUGACCAAGAGCGAUGAAUCGGCGGUCCUCAUCGAUGCAGCUGACUCGCUUGUGGACCGCUAUUCUGAUAAGAUCGGCUGUAUCCGCUCCUGGGACAAGAUGGUGCGCGUCGGCGAGCCCGAUGUCUGGCGCCUGGACAACCAGGAUGAGCACUACCUCGUGAUUAUCGACAACAUGAUGAACCUUGACCUCAUGUACCUGGCCACCGAACUCACGGGUGACCCGAAAUAUGCUGCUAUAGCAACGCGCCAGGCGGAAAUGAUGCAGGCCGCACAUGUGCGGCCGGACGGGACGACGUACCACGUCGUCGACUUCACCGAUGGCAGCGCUCACAAGGGCUACACCUGUCAGGGGUACGAGGACGAGUCGUGCUGGUCCCGCGGGCAGGCAUGGGGCAUCUACGGCUUUGCUCAGUGCGCUCUGCGGACAGGACGCAAGGACUUUCUCGACACGUCCCGUUUGCUCACGGACAAGUUCCUCGAUCUUCUCCCCGAGUCUGGCGUACCGUGGUGGGACUUUGACGCACCCAAGCCGUGCCCGUAUGACUCGUCUGCAGCGACGAUUGCUGCAGCCGGCAUGCUCAUACUCUUCCGCCUUCUAAGGUCGGCAGACCCCACGGCCGCAGAGCAGUACCUCGCGCGCGCCUUCAAACUGGUACGCGACACGCUGCGCGAGUGCAAGACCGCUGCUGCGUCCCUCACCGACGGUAAGGUCAACUGGGGAACUGGAGAAUGGGAGACCAUUCUCCAGCACUCGACAAUAAACGGGAACCGCUUCUCGGCCCGCACGAUGAUGGACCACGGACUGGUGUACGCCGACUACUAUCUUGCCGAGUUUGCUAACGAGGCGCUCAAGCUGCGUCCUCGGCCGAACUAG
Molecule: messenger RNA, 1266 nt
Organism: Cutaneotrichosporon cavernicola
Lineage: Eukaryota; Fungi; Basidiomycota; Tremellomycetes; Trichosporonales; Trichosporonaceae
Exons: 7
Coding region: 1-1266 (421 amino acids)
Biological process (GO): polysaccharide catabolic process
Molecular function (GO): chondroitin hydrolase activity
Source: RefSeq, a predicted model, not a curated record